Trichechus manatus latirostris (Florida manatee) is the source of this 2604-nucleotide messenger RNA. It is a transcript of the gene TNFRSF11A, whose product is annotated as TNF receptor superfamily member 11a. The transcript has 14 exons. Lineage: Eukaryota; Metazoa; Chordata; Mammalia; Sirenia; Trichechidae. The record is from RefSeq and is a predicted model, not a curated record. Bases 1 to 2604 code for a protein of 867 amino acids. Gene Ontology annotation, biological process: lymph node development; positive regulation of bone resorption; mammary gland alveolus development. Gene Ontology annotation, molecular function: tumor necrosis factor receptor activity; cytokine binding. Gene Ontology annotation, cellular component: external side of plasma membrane.
AUGGAGUCUCCAAUAAAAGAUGCUAUUCUUGUUUAUUCACAGUGGUGUUGCAUCACCUUUGGAAGGCCCUACCUGGAAGGGCUGAGCGCGCGGGCUCCAGGUGGGCGCCAAGCCGGAGCUAGGUUGCCCGGCUGCCUUCCUUCCCCUGGAAGCGGCCCAGAAGGCCCGGGGUGCAGGCAGGGGCUGUUCCAUGAACGUGAAAUUAGGUCAGGACGCCGGCAAACCUGUCUGAAGGGGGUGCCAGCUGGCGGAGUGGAACGUGAAGAGCCAAGGUUAGGAAGCUCCGUGCCAACUCCAGCACCGUCUGCGAAAGCGACCUGGGCCCCCCAAGGCGGAGGGUCAGACAAAGGAGGCCUUGAGCGCGGCGAGCGCUUCCCAACUAUCUCACCGCCCUCUCCUCCAGGCCAUCAAGCCUUCAGAAGCCCAGAAAGCAGAAGCAGGCGCGCAGCGUCCGCACCCCGCCCCCGGGCACCACUUCGCGGGCGCGACCAGAGGGGGGGCCGCGAGAGCCCCCCCAUGUGCAUGCCUCCAGGUGCACUCCUUUCUCGGGCGCUGCGGGGAAGAACCGGGCGAGUGGGCUGCGAGAAGUCCCGCGGCGCGGGGCCAGAGACACCUGGCUCCUCAGCCUUCCGAGAGGCACGAGCCGGGGAUUUGGGGGGCGGAGACGGUGGAACCUGGACUCUGCAGCAAGCUAAGGAGACAGACAAGGAGCACAGCCCUGUCCUAGGAGGCCACAGAUCGGACAUGUGCGGACAAUUAAUGACAGCAGGGUCACCGCAUUACUGGCUUCGUUUCCAGAUACGUGUGUCUGACGUGCUACAGAACAGGAAAAAGUCAGAGGGCAGCACCUGGAUGAGACAUGGAGACGGGCAGCGCCUGCCUGUAGGGAGAUGGAUUCCUAUGAAAACAAAGAGAAAAAGACCAGAAGGGAGAGGAAAGUACAUGUCUUCUAAAUGCACUACUACCUCUGAAAGUGUAUGUCUGCCCUGUGGCCCGGAUGAAUACUUGGACACCUGGAACGAAGAAGAUAAAUGCUUGCUGCAUAAAGUUUGUGAUACAGGCAAGGCCCUAGUGGCCGUGGAGCCUGGCAACCGCACGGCCCCGCGACGCUGCGCCUGCACGGCCGGGUACCACUGGAGCGACGACUGCGCCUGCUGCCGCCGCAACACCGAGUGCGCGCCCGGCUUUGGCGCCCAGCACCCUUUGCAGCUCAAUAAGGACACGGUGUGCAAGCCUUGCCUUGGAGGCUACUUCUCGGAUGCCUUUUCUUCCACGGAUAAAUGCAAACCCUGGACCAACUGUACUGUUCUUGGAAAGACAGAAAAACAUCACGGGACGGAGAAAUCAGAUGUGGUUUGUAGUUCUCCUCUGCCAUCUAGAAAACCACCAAAUGAACCCAAGAUUUACUUGCCCAGUCUAAUUAUUCUGCUCCUCUUCAUAUCUGUGGCAUUAGUUGCUGCUGUCAUCUUUGGCGUUUACUACAGGAAAAAAGGGAAAACACUAACAGCUAAUUUGUGGCACUGGGUCAAUGAGGCAUGCAGCCGCCUAAGUGGAAAUAAGGAGUCCUCGAGGGACGGUUUUAUCAGCACUCAUAUGGCAACCUCUAGUCAGCGCCAAGUUUGCGAAGGUGUCUUACUGCUGACUCGGGAAAAGAAGGUGUUUUCUGAAGACAUGUGCUAUCCAGAGGCAGGUGUUUGUGCAGGAGAAGGUGCCACGAUGCUCUCCUUGGCCAGCGAGAUCAAGGGGGAUUCCUUCAGGCCGAUGCCCAUGGAGGAUGAGUAUGUGGACAGGCCCUCCCAGACCCCAGACUGUUUACUGGUCCUGACUCAGCCUGGAAGCAGAUCCACAGCCCCUUUCUCUGGGCCCCUGGAGGUGGGGGAGAAUGACAGUUUAAGCCAGUGCUUCACUGGGACAGAGAGCAUGGUGGAUUCCGAAAGCUACAACCUGGCCAAGCCGCUGUGCAGGACUGAUUGGAUUCCCAUGUCCUCUGAGAAGUACUUGCAAAGAGAGGUGGAGGGUGGCCUUUGCCCCCAAUGGGCAGCCAGCUCCCACUCGGCAGAUGGCCGCACAGGCUGCCGUGACCCUCCUGGGGAGGACCGGGAACCCAUCGUGGGUUCCCCGAAAAGUGGACCCUUGCCCCAGUGUGCCUAUGACAUGGGCCUUCCCCCGGAAGACGUAGCCGACAAGGCAGAGCGGGGAGGCCAGCCCUUGGAUGAGGCUGAUGUGAACCCUCCAAAUCCCACUAGGGGAGGCCCUGGCUCUGGAAGCCCCUCCUGUGACCACCCUCCUGCAACUGGAAAUGUGACUGGAAACAGUAACUCCACGUUCAUUUCCAGCGGGCAGGUCAUGAAUUUCAAGGGCGACAUCAUCGUGGUCUACGUCAGCCAGACGUCGCAAGAGGGCGCAGCGGGUAGUGGCGAGCCGGCAGGCCGCCCGGUGCAGGAGGAGAGCGCCGGCCGCUGCGACACCUUCGCGGGCAGCGGCGCGCGCCUAGUCGACAAGAGCGUGGACGAGGAGGCGGCGCAGGGCGGGCCCGACCAGACCGCGCCGCCGGUGCAGGAGCAGGGCCUGCCGACGCCUGGAGUGCCGCGUGCCUGGCGUUGA